AGAAGAAGCAGCAGCCCAAGUCAAAGGGCCCCAGGGCCCAGGGAGACAUCCCUGUGCCCAAGUUCAGGAGGGGGAAGAGGGAGUCGGAGCGCUCCUACAUCUGCCGCAUGGAGCAGGAGGUGCAGCGCGUCCUCUUCCUCGCCAAGAACCAGCCGCAGCAGGAGCCUGAGAAGGAGGAGAUGGCACCAGAGAAGUCCAAGAGAAAAAAAGAGUUUCAGAAUAAGAAGCUGGAAAAAGCUCGGAAGAAGAAGGAGGAGAAGAAAGAGGCCAUGCUGGAGAAAAGCCUGUUCCAAGACACAGUGGCGUUUGGAGAAGUGGUUACGCAGCCGCCCACCAUCACCUCACGACCCAGGGGCCAGGGCGCAGGUGAGCAGGCUGGCCGGAAGCGGCUCCUUCUGACGUCUCGCCUGACUCAGAGCCGGGCGUCCCCGGCAGCGCCAGUGUCGAUGGCUCGUCGGCGCAUCGUGGAGGAGGAGAGAGCACGCGUCAUCCAGGCUUACAGAGACAUUCAGAGGCGCAAACAGCAGCAGCAGGAGGCGGCACGGGGU
Apaloderma vittatum (bar-tailed trogon) is the source of this 548-nucleotide messenger RNA. It is a transcript of the gene CCDC137, whose product is annotated as coiled-coil domain containing 137. The annotation marks the transcript as partial. NCBI's taxonomy places the organism in Eukaryota, Metazoa, Chordata, Aves, Trogoniformes, Trogonidae. The transcript is spliced from 4 exons. The record is from RefSeq and is a predicted model, not a curated record.